Molecule: messenger RNA, 2967 nt
Organism: Hordeum vulgare subsp. vulgare (domesticated barley)
Lineage: Eukaryota; Viridiplantae; Streptophyta; Magnoliopsida; Poales; Poaceae
Exons: 5
Coding region: 676-1377 (233 amino acids)
Source: RefSeq, a predicted model, not a curated record
UUAACCCUAGCGGCGGCUCCUCUUCUUCUCCCUUCUUCAUCCACAACGCGAGCACCACCAAACCUGUGACCAGAGACUACUCCCAUCCAUUGCUUGGCUUGGAUCCCACGGCCAUGGCCAGGGUCUCUUGAGGUCCUCGUGACCUUUUGGACUUUGGCCAUGGCCAUGUGUUCAUGGCAUCUUGGGUGUGAGUUAUAGAUCUAGAUGGCCUUGCGUUUUCGUGUAGUAUACCACGAGUUCAUUUGUUCUAGUUCGGUUUCGAUUUGUAUGCCAGGAGUAUAAUCUUUCUAGUUCGGUUUCGAUUUGUAUGCCAUGAGUUCAUGUUUUCAGUUCAUUCUCGAUUUGUAUGCCACGAGUUCAUUUUUUCAGUUCAUUUUCGAUUUUUAGCGUUCGCGUGUUCAUGGAUUUUCGUUGGAGAAGCAAUAUCGUAUUUGGAUCUACAAGGUUUUGGUGCCGAUCUGCAUGUUUUGGGAUCGACAUAUGAUUUUUUUUUUCUCAGCGGGCAGAAUUGCAGCACCUGACGCGUCUGGUGCCAUCUUUUUUUUUCUUUUGCAUUCUUGGGCUUCUCCAGUCAUUUGGCCUGGCCAAUUUGCAUCUGGUUCUCCGAUGGGCUUUCACUUGUUCUUUUUUUUGAUUUGCCUGGGCUGGCGGUGGUAACUCGGCCGACGGACGAAUAUGUUUUCGGAUGGGCUCGGAUUGAUUGCUGUGCAUUUCGGUUCGGCUUUUCGUUCGUGUUGUGAGUCGCACUCAUCUGGGCCGGCCAGCUGCUCUUCAUAUAAACCCCAUCCUAUCAAAGCAGAAACCCUAGCUUUGAGGCGGCGGCGGCGGCGGCGGCGGCGUCCAUCCAUCGGCGGCGUGGUGUUUUUCGGCGGAAGCGGAGAUCGCUGCCAAGCUUGCACUUGGUUCAGCCUUGAGGGGCGGCCGGUCAGCUCGGGAUCAUGCCUUGGGGCUAAGGUUUCGGAUCUCAUUGGUGACAGCAGCUCUGCAGUCAGCCCGUGUGGCAGGGCGACCGGGUCGGGGUGUAAUGGAUGCAAUCUCAUGCAGUAUGUGGAGAAGGGUCUCUGUACUACUGGCUCCAGGUUGUCCAGGGGUCUUCUUGUCAAGAGCUAUUUCUGUUCUAACCCCAGCACCAACCUUUCUUCCUCUGGGGCACGAUUCUUCUGCAUGAAGAAGGAGGUGCCCGAUGAGCACAUUGAAAAAGUGGACGCUUUUCUCAAGCAGUAUCAGACCGAUAGGGUUUUCAUGUCCACAGGCCUUGAACUGAUUGUCAAGGAAGUCUUACUGUUGAAAGAAGAAGUAGAUCAGAGCGAUUAUGUUCAGAAGAGGCUGGACCAAAAUAGCGAAGGACACAUUUCUGCUCUCUGCUGGACAGAUUGAAUCCAUUGGUCACACGUGGACUGUUGUGCCCUACUUCUUUGGUGCUUUUGCGUUGGUUUCUUUGCUUUUUAGCAUAGUCAAGACUGUUCAGGAAAACGAUGUGCCUUACACAGACUAUAUUCAUCUACUGAAUGCCAUCCGUUCUCAAGCACUUCAUCGUGGUAUUUCUCAGUACAAGGCUGACAAUGAGGAAAGGGAGGCUGCUGAGAAGCUGAAGUCAAUGCAGUUGGCUGUUGCGAAGAAGGUGGUAGAAGAGGCUGCUGCAUAAAGGAAAGCCAAGGAGACCGAGGUCGCUACCUUCUGCCGAGUUGGAGCUAGCCCGUUCAAAAUUCAAGUGCAAGAAGUAGAGAGGUUCAAGCUGGCUAACUGGAGGCAGGCAAAUGCUGAUAGGAAGGCGGUUGCUUUUGCAAGAAAGGCCAAGUGGGAUUUGGCUGAUGCUGAAAUCAAGUCAAAGGCGAAAGCCGCUGCUGCCAAGAAGAGGACAUAAGUUGAUGAGCUGGCUGCCGCUGUGAGGGCCGCGGCAGCUGCGAGGAAGAACUGAGGCAAGUCAUAACCAUAGGCUGAGAGAAACAAAUAAUUUGGCAAACAACAAAAUACUUCUAACCAAGUCAAGCACCAGCAACAUACAAAUACUGGUAUGUCAGUUGUAAUGCAAAGGGCAGAUAAGUGAUGACAUGAUAUUACAAACACGCAAAAGGACCUUCUACUCUGGUGGGGCAUCAGCUCGGUGGGGCAUCAUUAGACUUACAAACACGCAAAAGGGCCUUCUACUUUCGUGGGGCAUCAUCAGACUUCGCUGGGACAUCAGCAUACAGUGCCGUCGCGGUACUGUUUGCUGAUGUCCCAUCGAAGUCUAAUGAUGCCCCACGAGAAGAGCUCUACUCUGGUGGGGCAUCAUCAAACUUCGGUGGGACAUCAGCAGACAGUGCCGUAGAAGAUCCGUUUGUUUGCCCUUUGCAUUGCAACUGACAUACCAGUGUUUGUAUGUUGCUGGUGCUUGAGAAGUAUUUUGUUGUUUGUCAAAUUAUUUGUUUCUCUCAGCCUAUGGUUAUGACUUGCCUCAGUUCUUCCUUGCAGCUGCCGCCGCCCUCACAGCGGCAGCCAGCUCAUCAACUUCUGGCCUUUUCUUGGCAGCAGCGGCUUUCGCUUUUGACUUGAUUUCAGCAUCAGCCAAAUCCCACUUGGCCUUCCUUGCAAAAGCAACCGCCUUCCUCUUGACAGCUCGAACCUCUCUGUCUUUGGCCUGUCUUGCAGCAGCAGUCGCCAGGUACUUUUUGCACUUGAAUUUUGAACGGGCUAGCUCCAACUCGGCCUUCCUCAAGGUAGGGUUGUCCGUUUCCAAGUCUGAAGAAAUUGUGUUCACUUUUUGUUACUUUGCUGGGCUAUGGUGCUUCAGUGUUGGAAUUCGUCACUAGCUAGGCUACUAUUAGUAUAUAUUGUAGUUUGUCUGAAGCAGAGUUUUAACGAACAACUUGUGUACCCAUGAAGGAGUAGAAACACCAUGAGGGGUCGGUCACAAGUAUUCAAAUAUCAUUUCUGCUUCUGUUUCCUACUAGUUUUGGAAAUUGAUCAUGAUCUGUUAGUUUUGCA